AACAAUCUCUCUUUUUUUGUCGCAGAAGAAGAGGAAGAGAACGAUUCAUUAAUGGCAGAUUUGAUCUCAACCCCAAGCAUGGAACCGCUGCUCUUCUCUGUUGAUCCAAUGUCUCUCAUUCUCUCUCAAAAUUCCGACACACAUCAGCUUAAACUCUUGUUAGACAGUUUCUGCGGAUUCGAGAGGGGACCAAGAUACGAGGAAUACUCACGGUUGCGUGAAUCGAAGCUUCGCAUGAAACGAGAUUUCCAGAGAUUUCUCGACGAAGAAGAAGAGGCAGAAGCAGAGCCGAAGAAGAAACAAGUGAGGUUCGAGGGUGAUUCCGUAAUUUCAAGAGAAGAAGAAGUUGUAGUUACACCAGAGAAGAUAAAGAAGCAGACUCGGUUUGGGUUUUCUCCCAUGUCCAAAACGAGAAAAGCUGCUCCGACUUCUUCUUUGGCUCAGUCGGUUCCUGAUUUCUCCGCCGUGAUACGUAAAGAAAACCGCCGUCCGGUUAAUUACAACACGACUCCUCCGCCGCCGUCUUCGAAGAGCAGAAACGGCGGCGUUUUGACGGGAUCGGCUUCUUCAUCAUGCAUUGCCGCGAGAGGGAGCAAAUCGGCGAAUGCAGGGGAGAAGAAGAGUAAAGGGUUGAUGGGAAUGGCGCGGAAGAGCUACGCGAACGUUGAGGAUCUUAAGAAGAUUUCAAUGGCUGCCGCUUCGGCUAUUAACGGCGUCGGAGUCGGAGGGAGAAAAGCCGUUGGCGGUGGCCGGAGCAUUUUGGGUUACAGACAAGUCUACUGAUUUCGCUUUCCAGUGCUUUGAUUUUUCUCCCACGAGUCUUUGUUCAUUUGUGUGCAUUUUGAUUGAUGAGAUGGCAUUCUUGAUUUUGUUUUCUUUCUUUUUACUCUUUUUUUGGUUGCGUUUGUGAUUGAUUUGUUUGUAAA
Brassica rapa (field mustard) is the source of this 926-nucleotide messenger RNA. RefSeq lists its product as uncharacterized. The record is from RefSeq and is a predicted model, not a curated record. Lineage: Eukaryota; Viridiplantae; Streptophyta; Magnoliopsida; Brassicales; Brassicaceae.